CUAUUUUUAUAGUGGUGGUUUUACCUCUGUAAAGAGGGUUUUUUCCGGUUUCAAUAAUCUUUGGUCUCAUCUCUAUUUUUUCGACUUGCGGUUUCUUUGUUCUUCGAUCGACAACUAAUUUGUUCCUUUCGUUGCGUGGGAAGUUUUGUGCUAAAUUUCCCAACAAAGUGGUAUCAAAGCUUUCGGGUUAGGUUCUGGUGGUUCUAGUAGUUUUCGAGGAUGUUGAGUUCGGGUUCGGGGUCUCACUUUGUCGUGCCUAAGUUCGAUGGAAAGAGUAGCUUCACUCUUUGGCAAAGAAGGAUGAAGGAUUUCCUUGUGCAUUUGGGUUUGUCUAGAGCCCUUAAAGGAGAUGAGGCGAAGCCGGAGAAAAUGAGUGACAAUGAUUGGCAGGAGUUGUGCGAGAAGUGUGUCAGUACCAUCCGGUUGUGCAUUGCAGACUCUGUCGUUAAUUGUGUUAUUGACGAGGAGUCUCCGGUGGCGAUAUGGGAGAAGUUGGAAAAGCUGUACAUGGCAAAAAGCUUGACCAACAAGCUUCUUUUGAAGAGGCGGUUGUAUCGGUUGCAGAUGGAGGAUGAGGACACCUUGGUUGGACACAUGAAUGUGUUCAAUGGUUUAAUAGACGAGCUGAAACAGGUUGAUGUUAAAAUCAGUGAGGAGGAUCAGGCAUUGCUUCUCCUUAAUUCUCUCCCAGUUUCCUAUGAGGUUUAUGCGGAUACCAUAUUGUGCGGCAAGGACACGAUUAGCUUGGAGCAGGCACAAUUAGCUUUCUUGUCGUUUGAUGCAAGGAGGAAAGACAAAGCUGGGGUGCGGAGUGACGAUGCAGUCGCAGCAAUUGCUCAUGGUGGUGGGAGAGGUCGUUCGUCUAUUAGGGACUACAAAUCAAAGCACGGAAGGUCUAAGUCCCAGAACGCACCUAAGAACGAGGUGCGUUGUUACAAGUGUGGCGAGCUCGGGGAUAUUAGGAGGGAUUGUCCUAAGAAGCGUGAGGGGAAAAAUGAUGCCAACUUGGUUCGAGAUGGAGAGACUGGUAGUAGUUCUCUCGGAAAUGAAAGUGACGAGUUGUUCAUGGUCGCUAACGGUUAUGAUGAAGCUUCCGGCAAUGAUUGGGUGCUUGAUUCUGCAUGUGUGAGUCACAUAUGCUCAAGGAAGGAACAUUUUGAGACACUUCAGGAAGGCAUGACUAAGAUUUUGAGGUUAGCGGAUAACUCGACGGUGGCGGUCAUGGGUGUUGGAGUGGUGAAAAUGAAAAUGUUCAAUGGGGUGGUGAGGACUUUGGGUAAUGUGGCGUACGUUCCCAAGUUGCGGCGGAAUCUCAUCUCACUUAGUCAAUUGGACUCCGAGGGGUACGAGUACAAGGCUCGCGGGGGAGUUGUUAGAGUGACUAAGGGUAGCACAAUUGUGAUCAAGGGGGAGCUAGAUCACGGUUUGUAUCGUAUGGUGGGUCAUACGGCUAAAAGCGGCUCAAAUCAUAAAAGUAGUCGUCGUGUCUCGUUCGUGGAUGAGGCGACAAUGGUUCAUGGCUUCUAGGUUCUUGCCGAACACACUUGGGCUCGAGGGGGAGAUUGUUGGGACUAUUUCCCAAAAUUUGUCCAGUCCAAGUUGUUUUUUUAAGGUGCAUGAAUUAGCAUUUGGAAAGACAAAUGUGGUGAUUGGGAGUUAUUACAUUUGGGAGGCUCUUCAUUUGUCUUACGUGGGAGCUUGGCUUUAAUUUAAUGUUUUUUCUUUUAUAUUUAAAGCCUUACAUAGGCUUUGGAAAAAGGUGUGGUGGGGCUGGCACGAGCAAGAGAAAAGAAAGAAAAAAAAUUCUAGCCAUGU
Messenger RNA from Cuscuta campestris, 1815 nucleotides. Lineage: Eukaryota; Viridiplantae; Streptophyta; Magnoliopsida; Solanales; Convolvulaceae. The record is from the annotation of a GenBank genome assembly.